UCAAAAAAAAAUAUUUUUCAUCAAAAACAACUUAAAAAAAAUCAUGACAAAAAAUCUAAUUAUUUGUAUUAAAUUUGACGUUGAAUAAAAAUAUUUGUGGAUUUAAUUUGAAAUAAAUUUUUUGUGGAAUGUCUACUGCCCUUUCAAAUUUUGAGAAAGUUAACUUAUGAUACAUUCGCGGAAAUGUCGUCGGAAAACUUUGAAGAGCUCACUGACGUUGAGCUGCACCGCAAACUACUCGAAUAUGAGUUCCCGUAUGUGCCCAUUACAGAAACUAGUCGCGGAUUUCUUGUGAAAAAGCUGAAGAAUCACGUAAGGAAUUUGAGAAGCCGGAAAGCUUCAACGAAAACGUUUGUAACGCAGCGCGAAAAACAAGAGCUAAAAAACCUGCUAACACAAGCCAAUGACUGGAGCAAACAAACUCUUCAGCGCAGUCCAGACUUAAGUGAAACAUUAACCCCUACGAAUACCGAACAAUCUAUUUGUCCUGAUACCGACUACACACUACAAGCUGAUCAAUUACUCCACUCAUCGCUAAACCCCUCACUCCAGCGAAAUAGAACACACAGAUCAGAUCAGCAAGUUGCCACUUUAAGCGACAAUGAUUCAAAUGGAUUCUGCUGCAUGAUUUGGAAAGUGUUUGGCAUUCAAGAAAAUUAUACCAACUGUGUGUGGUGGUCCUUUGCGCUGUUUUUUGUUGUGAUUGCAUUUAUUUAUAUGAUGAAGAGCGCCGAUUUUUCACAGUACAUCAACAAAAAUAAUACGAAUUACGUAAUCUGCGAAAGGCUUGAUUCGACCGGGCCGUUUUUGAGGCCACCAUUUGUCUGCAUCGAAAGGGAACGUCUAGAUCCAGCCUUAGUGGUUGUUAGGAAACUAAUGCUGCAGCUGAAAGAACGGUACGAAAACCACUACUGUUACGAUCAAAAGCAGUCGAGAACUCUUAGUGUGACUGAAUUUAUUAGAUCAAUGUUCGAAGAAGGUAGCUCGGUAGACAUGCGCAUCGUCAGAGAGGCGCAGUAUCUUAUCACUUGUAAUCCUCAAUGGAACAUUAGGAUGGUAGACCACGAAGGGUCGCCAGUUAUUUUCAAUGGAGUUGACAGGAUACUUCCCAACCAGAAUACAUUCUUCGUUCUCAAGCGGCCUCAAUUGCCUUUAGCUUGUUUGUUGUACCAUAAAGCACAUCAGUUUAAGGGUUUCAUUGGUAAUGCCUCAAUUCUAAUGUGUUUGCUAAUCCUGUUCUAUCUCUCUUAUCGCUAUGUAUGUCGAGUCCAAGAGCAACAUUUGCAGGCUGUGCAAAAUCUUCUUGAUAACAUUGUAGAGGAACUACAGCAUCGUGCAGCGGAUAGUGAAAAUUCUGAAGGACGUGAAGUUGUUAUCGAUAAUUUGCGUGAUCAACUGUUGCCUUCUAAUAAACACAUAUGUGAAAUGAGAUUUUGGAAUGAGGCCUUGAAGGAGUUGGAAUCGAAAGAUAGUCGAGUACAUUUUGAUUUUACGAUGCGGGAUGGUCAUGAAUGUCGCACAAUACGUUGGGUGGAUACUAACGAGGAUCAAGAAAAACCGAUUACGGUAGAAACUAACUGUUAAGUUUUUAUCUAAUUGUUUGGCAUUUGUUGUAUUUUAAAUUAAAAAAUAUUAAUUUAAGUUGUCUGAUAAUGAUAUGUCUAAUUUAA
Messenger RNA from Ceratitis capitata (Mediterranean fruit fly), 1670 nucleotides. Its product is annotated as inner nuclear membrane protein Man1. The record is from RefSeq and is a predicted model, not a curated record. Gene Ontology annotation, biological process: negative regulation of BMP signaling pathway; nuclear envelope organization. Lineage: Eukaryota; Metazoa; Arthropoda; Insecta; Diptera; Tephritidae. The transcript has a single exon. Bases 184 to 1584 code for a protein of 466 amino acids. Gene Ontology annotation, cellular component: nuclear inner membrane. Gene Ontology annotation, molecular function: chromatin DNA binding.